AUGUUCCGAAUCCUCGAAUCACAGGCGCCGGCCAAACAAACGGCAACGGACACUAUCAAUACUCUCAGUAGUAGACUCCAGAGUGCGACUUUAUUGGAGGACCGACGUGCAGCUAUCCAAGGACUAAGGAGCUUCUCGAAAAUUUAUCCCGCCUCAGUUGCAUCCGGAGCGCUGCGACCGUUGAUCAGCAGCUUGCGAAAUGAUCGAGAAGAUGUGGACACAAUCAAGGUGGUCCUGGAGACCUUGUUGAUGCUAUUCUCUCCGGACGAGAGCAGUCCCGAAGCGUCUGACGAAAUUGCUCUCUGGCUUGCGGAUGAAUUUACGCAGCGACAAGACAAUAUCACCGCACUUCUAGAUCUGCUUGAUACCCGGGAUUUCUACUCCCGGCUAUACUCGUUACAAUUGAUGUUCCAGAUAUCCAGUGCUCGCCCAGAAAGAACGCAAGAAUGCAUACUCACAGCUCCGCUCGGUAUUCCCAGGCUUGUCGGUGCAAUGGGAGAUAGUAGAGAGCCGAUUCGCAACGAAGCGCUACUCCUUCUCAUUGCCUUGACGCCUGCCUCCGAGGAAUUCCAGAAACUCGUUGCCUUUGAAAAUGCGUUUGAUGUGACCUUAUCCCUAAUCGAGAACGAAGGUGGCUUGACACAUGGAUUGGAGGUUGUGGAAGAUUGCUUGUCACUACUGGCCAAUCUUCUACGGCUUAAUGUAUCGAACCAGUCCCACUUCCGGGAAACUGGCUGCAUAAAGAGAUUGGCAAAGUUGCUUGCCGAUGUGAACAAGGAUGAGGACUCAACUGAGGAUGCUGCCCAGUGGGCGCAUGCUCAGCGCGAUAAAAACAUCUGGGGCUUGUUGGUCAUUAUCCAGCUCUUCCUUGUGAAGGGUGGGGUUAACACUCCUGCCAACCAGACGGCAUUCUGGAACAAUGGGGUAAUGGAGCAAGUUUUGAGCGCAGCUUUUGGUCAGAAGUUCAAUGUCAAUGUCACAUCUAAGGCGUUAGCGACGUGUGCCGACUUAAUCCGCGGAAACUCGUCACUGCAGGAAAGAUUCGCGGACAUUGAAGUCACAUGGGGUCGACAAUCUAACCGGGAUGAAGCGGCUAACGGCGAUAAAGCGCACCAUGGGGUUCAGCGUGUCAAUGUCAUUGAAGCUCUUCUCAAAUUGAGUCUUGAACCAGCUUCGAUUCAAGUAUUGGACGCCCGCCUUGCUGCUUGCGAAUGUAUCAAGGCAUUUUUCGCAAACCACGUGGGAAUCCGGGUUCAUGUGUUGAGGAGAGCCAUUGACGGACAUAUCAGCGGUCAAGAUCAGAUCCCGAAUAUCCUGUCCGUUUUGCUUGUGCCGCCAGAGGCUCGGGGAAAUGCCGAUCCGUAUCAGGUGUGGAUAGCCUCUGUCUUGAUGUUUCACUUGGUGUUCGACAAUGCCGAAGCGAAAGCAGUUGCCAUGGAGGUGACGGAGGGCGAUGCCGAAAGUGGCGAAGAGGUGAUUACCUGCAUCCAAACAAUAGUAGGAAAUCUGAUUACUGGGAUUCAAAGAGGCGAUGAUGAGCGCAUCACAAUAGGAUAUCUGAUGCUGCUUUGUGGAUGGCUUUUCGAGGAGCCAGACGCUGUCAAUGAUUUUCUCGGAGAGGGAAGCAGCAUCCAGACACUAUUGCAAGAGACCAAGCAUCGGGGCGUUUCCAAUGUACUCGUGUCUGGUCUGAGCACGAUUUUGCUGGGCAUUCUUUAUGAGUUCUCUACAAAAGACUCCCCUAUCCCCCGUGCUACCUUGUACAAAUUAUUGAUUGAACAAAUGGGAAGAGAGCAGUUCAUCGACAAGAUUACUCGGCUCCGAGAAUCGCCUCUAGUCAGGGACUUUGAAGUUUUACCACAGACCGUUGGAGGACUAUUCGACGCGGGUUUACCUGAAAUCUUCUUCGACAGGACCUUCAUCGAUUUCUUGAAAGAUAACUUUGGUCGACUAAUUCGUGCUAUUGAUCGCGAACCUGGCUUUGAAGUAUCAAUCAUCACGAAUGGCGUCCAGCGAGGAAUUUCACGCGAAUUGGUCGACUCGUUAAGGGCAGACUUGGAGGAGCGAAGUGAACUUGUGCAGAAGCUCGAAUCUGACAUCCUCAGUUUACGGAAUAAAUUUGAGCAAGAGCAGAUUGAGCAUAGGAAAACCAAGGAGUUGAGUAGCUCGGAAGCUUCCAAGAUUCAACAGAUCAACGCAUCACUUCAGCGACACCACGAGCAGGAGUUGUCAGCUUUAGAAGAACAACACCAACAUGCCAAGAAGGAAUUGUUGAAACAGCAUGGCGAACAACUUCGAGCUAUUGACAACCAAUUAAAAGAAUCGUCAGCCGAAUAUGAGAGACGGAGCCAGAAAAUGAAACAGCUUCAUGACGCCGAGGUUGCUGAUUUACACAAAAAAAUCCGAUCGCUGGAAUCGCAGCUUGCUCAUGUCAAAGAAGAGAAUUCAGGCCAUGUUGGUAAUCUUCAGACGACUAUUCAGUCUCUGAAAUCGGAAGCAGACCAGCUCAGAGAACGGCAUUCGGCUGAGGUCAGGGAACUUCAGAGUUUAAUUGAAAGUCUGCGAUCAGAACUAGAUGAAAGCAAGGCAAAGCAUGCUGAUCAUAUUUCUGAUCUGAAGACUGCGACUGAAAAUCUUCAGUCUGAACUUGCAACAGCCAGGAAAGAACAUGAGACUGAGGUUGCUGAUCUGAAAGCCAAGAAUGAAACUCUGCAAGCGGAGCAUAAUACAAAGAUUAGCGACGUUCAAGCAAAAGCUCAAUCCCUACAAUCAGAGCUUGAAUCUGCCAUGGAGAAGUCGAAGAAAGAUCUCCAAGUCUUACAUGACGACUACUCUUCCAAGUGCUCGAAACUGGAAAACCAGGCCGAGGACGCCAAGAGCAGGGUUAAGAAGGCCGAGGCAGAUGCGCACAAAUCCGAAGAAGCCCUCAGGGAACUUCAGGCGCAACUUGAAAAGGCCAGGGCAGAGGCGAAGGAGAAAGAGGAAGCUCGCAAGGCUGCACAGUCAGAGCUCGAAGAUCUUCUGAUAGUGUUCGGAGAUCUAGAGGCAAAGAGAAACCAAGACAAGAAACGUUUGAAAGACCUUGGACAGGAAGUAUCUGAGGCUGAGGAUGACGAAGAGGAAGAGGAGGAUGAGGACGAAGAAUGA
Aspergillus clavatus NRRL 1 is the source of this 3147-nucleotide messenger RNA. Its product is annotated as putative intracellular protein transport protein (UsoA). The coding region runs from base 1 to 3147 and encodes 1048 amino acids. The transcript is spliced from 6 exons. The record is from RefSeq and is a predicted model, not a curated record. Gene Ontology annotation, biological process: transcytosis; vesicle fusion with Golgi apparatus; intracellular protein transport. Lineage: Eukaryota; Fungi; Ascomycota; Eurotiomycetes; Eurotiales; Aspergillaceae. Gene Ontology annotation, cellular component: ER to Golgi transport vesicle membrane; Golgi membrane; cytoplasm.